Molecule: messenger RNA, 1815 nt
Organism: Brachypodium distachyon (stiff brome)
Lineage: Eukaryota; Viridiplantae; Streptophyta; Magnoliopsida; Poales; Poaceae
Exons: 6
Coding region: 1-597 (198 amino acids)
Source: RefSeq, a predicted model, not a curated record
AUGCAACACCUGCUCGUCGAUUGCCCCUUUCCGCAGCAGCCAUUAAUUAACGUCCGACUACUCUGCCUCCCGACGUCCGCAAUCCCGAUCCCGAUCAGCGUACCUCUUCGUCUCUUCUUCCUCGCGCCCUGCCAUCACCUCGCGCGCCCGCCGCUGCCCUCACGCCUCCUCGCGUGCCUGCCGCUCCCUCUCGCGGCCCCCACGCGCCCGCGCUGCCUCGCGCCCCCCACGCGCCCUCGCGCCCCGGCCGCCGCAUCUCACUCCCCCGCGCGGCCGCCGCCCCAUACCGUCGGGUCCAACACCGCAACGCUCCGCGGACGCCGCCCAGACAAGGCUCCGCCACCCCGUCCAGAUGGCUGGAGUCCAAAAGAGAACGAAGCUAUUAACAUGUCAUCUCGCAAACGCACUGGGCCUCCCACCCCAUUCCAAGAUAUAAGUAACGACCAAGACUUGGGUCUCUAUCAGCACCUCAUGAAGCAAACCAAACCCAGUGACCUGUUUUUCGAGUUCAUUGCCCUUGAGAGGUCUGGACUUGCAGAUUGUGAAGGGGAAGAAUUCCAACACAAGCUAAACCAAGGAGCUGCUGAUGAUAUCUGAAGCUUUACGAACUGGAGGUUGCACAUAUUUACGAACUGGCUUGACUUCAUAUAUUUGCUUCGUUUGCUGCUUCAUAUAGCAGGAGCCCACCAUGUGGUAAUUUUAAGAGUUUCAAGGUUAGAGAUGGAAUUUAUUUUUUCUAUUUACAAUACCUUUUCUGCCUCUUGCAAAGUUCGAUAUUCUGAAGUAGCCAAUCUUUUCAUUUCACGAGUUGUUGGACAUUCAAAGGCUGAGUCCAUUACGAAUGAGCAUGUAAUAUACUUGUAGUAAUAUUGCCGAGUAGUUGUCUUUAAGUAUCGCUUUAAACUGGGGUUGAUCGUAAUAUUUCUUCAACUAAUUCUAAUUUAUUGUGUCCGUGGAUUUUAUGUGAUGCAAUGUACAUGGAUCGUAUACUGGACGUGCGGGUUUAUAUAGAUAGACCAUGCCAUCUAUUUGAGUGCCCAAUAAAAAAAUACUAAAUUGAAGAUCAAUGAAAAUCAAAAGACAUGCUUUAAAUUUUAAAGAUGUGCGUGCACGUGCACACUCACUAGUAAGGGAGAAAAAUGCAAAAACGAGCAUCCAGCAGUUCCCUAUCGAUCCCCUGAAAAAUCGGCAUCCCCAAUCCACGCCUCCUUCUCCCCUAUAGAUCGGGCGGCGGAGGCCUCCCCUAUCCACGCCCAGGAAGCAACCGUCGCUCGCGGAAUCUUCCUUCCCACCACCAGGCGCGCCAACAGGUUCGUCCCCGCCCUUGUUUCUCUUCAGCCUCGUUGUUCUCGAGCUUGAAUCGGCAGUCGAUUUCUCUUCAAUUUCCUGGAGAGGAGGCCACGGGCAAGGCGCGGCCACCUGAGAGGAGGAGAGGGGCGGGUCGCGGCGUUCCUGGAGAAGGGCAACGGCUUGUCGCGGCGGGCCUGGAGAGGGGCAGGGGCAGGUUGCGGCGGGCUGGAGAGGAGAGGAGGGGCAGGUCACAGCGGCGCCAUGGAUUCGUGGCGGGCGAUGAGGAGGUGCGAGGGGCCGAGGCGUGUGGCCGUGGAGAGGGAAUCUCCACGGGGAAUCGUUUUAGCUGCUGCAUGUUGAUUCCAUUUUGCACAACGACUAGCAGAUUGUUGUCAAUUUCUGACAUACUGGAGUUCCUUUGGUCCUAGAAUUUGUUGUAGCUGCUGCAUGUUCAUUCGAUGAUGCUAAUUAAACAAGACAUUGGUAUGGGAAUGAGCAAUAUACAGGGGAGAUAUAUUAGGAGAA